Molecule: messenger RNA, 1230 nt
Organism: Tilletiaria anomala UBC 951
Lineage: Eukaryota; Fungi; Basidiomycota; Exobasidiomycetes; Georgefischeriales; Tilletiariaceae
Exons: 4
Coding region: 363-1064 (233 amino acids)
Biological process (GO): mRNA splicing, via spliceosome
Cellular component (GO): spliceosomal complex
Source: RefSeq, a predicted model, not a curated record
AUGUCUGACAACGAAGCAGGACCUUCGAACAAGCCCGCCAACGACGACACCCUGGUAAUUCCGGCAAAGGCUCUUUUCAAAAGGCGCAAUCGCAAAGGCCCCUCUGGCAAGGUGUCAUUGCAGGUAGAAGCGGAAGCAGCAACAGAAACUCUGCAGAUGCUGCUGCUGGAGCGGUGGCGGCGGCAGACGCAGGGGAGGAGGUUCAAGAAACUUCCGUUGCGGACCUACUCACCCUUCGAUCAUUAACAAGACGGCUGGUGGCUGGGAUAGAACUGCAAAAGUUAAACGAAGGCGAGCGCAAGCGGAAAAAGAAGAAACUGAAGGAUGGGCCAAAGACCCAGGACGAGGUCUGGGCAGAACAGAUGCAGCAGGGCGGACUCGUCAUGCGCGGCAGGCACGGUGCCGACGACGACGAUUCGGACCAUGAAGAUGGACCGGAGGGAAAGAAGCCUCGCAUGCUGCGGCAAAGCAACUUCCAGGGAGAAACUGGUACAAUCGACGUGGACAAGCACAUGAUGGCGUUUAUCGAAGAGCAGAUGGCUAAGCGCAGAGCGGAGCAACACGGCGGGUCCGAAUCUGCUGCGACCGGGCUGAUCGAGAGCGACGUUCGGAAAGCCAUCCUGAACCCUGAAGACGAGCUGUACAAGAUUGCAGAGCAGUACAAGGAUCUGCAGAAGAGCCGCAUCACAGAGAACGAGGAGGGCAAUGUCACGCUCAGCGCAGCGAUGUUGACUAGCAUUCCCGAGUACGAUCUUGGUAUUGAGACCAAGCUGAAGAAUAUAGAGGAGACGGAGCGAGCCAAGAAAACGCUCUAUGAGCAGCGGCACGGCUUAACGAGAGCGAAAAAGGACAACCAAGCAGCUGACGAGCCAUUUGCAGCAGCAAGGUUCAUGCGCUCAAGAGCGAUUGUCGCGUCAGAUGCAACCGCUCUACGCAAUGCAAGGCUUGAAGCAGCUGGCGAAGCGAUACCAGCACAACAACAGCGAGACAGGAAAGAAAUGGCGACGGAUCAGUUGGUGAUGGAUCGUUUUAAGAAACGGCAACGCGAACAGAUGAAGCGAUGACAGUACUGAAUUUCGUGCAAGCAAAUAUAUCCAUUACCACAUCGACCAGCAUUUUAGUACAUCGCCAGGGUGCAUAAAUGUCAGAGUCCUAGGCGGCAAACCGCACGGAGGCCGUCUUGAACCGGGUGCUGUUGGGAAGAACCACGAGCGGCACAGAGCACUCGAC